Oncorhynchus nerka (sockeye salmon) is the source of this 707-nucleotide messenger RNA. Its product is annotated as MICOS complex subunit MIC26-like. Gene Ontology annotation, cellular component: MICOS complex. The record is from RefSeq and is a predicted model, not a curated record. Gene Ontology annotation, biological process: cristae formation. NCBI's taxonomy places the organism in Eukaryota, Metazoa, Chordata, Actinopteri, Salmoniformes, Salmonidae. The transcript has 5 exons. Bases 54 to 296 code for a protein of 80 amino acids.
GGUCCCCUCUCAUACGCCGUAGGUACUUGAAGUUUGGCACCGCAAAAAGGAUCAUGUACAAGGUAGCAGGGGUGGCUGCUGAGCCUGUAACUCUCAGCCUGAUGUCAGGUACUAUGUUUGCUGCCGCCGAGGACAAGCCCAAUGUCACCUUAAAUACAAAUGAGCUCUCCCUCUACACUACACUGCAGCAGAAGUUCCGCUAUGUGGAGCCAGAUAUAGGGCACUUGGAGCCAGGUGUUACCACUCUAAGGAAACUGGCAGAGCCAUAUGUUACUUGGUGUCAGGCUCCAGGGUGAAGAAGCUCAUCUACCCUACAGGGCUGAUGGCUGCGGGACACUAUGUACUACCCCCGAGCGGCCGCAUCAAUCGCCAAGAACACUCGUUGUACAAUUUCGCCCUGCAGGGCUACGCUAACAGAGACAUUUUUCAAGUCCGCCACCACACCAGUAGAGGGGAAGGUGAGCUCAUCCUGUCAGGUCCAAAACUAAUACAGAUUAUUUGUGGGCUCCCAAAUGGUGUAGCAGUCACAGCAUCGCAGUGCUAGAGGCAUCACUACAGACCCUGGUUCAAUACCGGCCGCGAUCGGGAGUCCCACAAUUGGCCCAGCGUCAUCCGGGUUAGAGGAUUUGGCCGGGGUAGGCCGUCAUUGUUAAGAAGGUUUCAAGUGGACUUGCCUAGUUAAAUAAAAGGUUACAAAAAUGUGUAAA